Drosophila melanogaster (fruit fly) is the source of this 2452-nucleotide messenger RNA. RefSeq lists its product as uncharacterized. The transcript is spliced from 8 exons. The record is from RefSeq and is marked reviewed. Bases 718 to 1917 code for a protein of 399 amino acids. NCBI's taxonomy places the organism in Eukaryota, Metazoa, Arthropoda, Insecta, Diptera, Drosophilidae.
GUAAUUUAUCUUUCGUGUUUCAUAACGCUAAUUAGCCAUGUUCACGCCGACCCUCUAUUGCGCCGCGUGAUAAAUUUAUGAAAAAUACGUAGAAGCAUAAGUCUUGAUUAUUUUAAAUAAUUACACAAAGCAAACUGGGAAAUAAAUAGCCUAAAGCGAAGCGCAGCCGAAAGCAGCAUAAGAACCGAGCCGCGAGCAAAACAAAAAUAAGAAAAAUAUUAACAACUAUAAUCCCAGCCGAAGCUGCGGCUCAAGCUCGAUGACGUCACAAGCGCGACUUCGGCCGAGCGGCGAGCGGUAAGCAGCGCAGUCGACGUCGACGCCGGCUAUAUAUCCAAUAGCGCGCCAAAAUAAGAAGUCGAAAUUCAUUCCUUUCGAGCCCACAACGUUCAAAUUCGUUUGCUACGCUCACGAGAGCGGACGUGCAGUGCGGAAAAAUCCGACAAAAUCAGGCAAAGUCCCCAGAUCCAAAACUAUAUACGGAAUAAGCAAAGAAACAAACUAAAAAACAAACCCAAAUUAAUAUAUCGCGUCUGCUGCUCGCCGUUGUGUUUCGUCUGCAUUUAAAUUAACGGGCAAAAACUACGCGAAAUUACAUAAAUCGAAAGCUAAUUAAAACGAAAACCUGUGUCUUAGCGAAGUGUGAUUAACUUAAUUACCCGAAAUCUAAACAGAUCAAAUUCGAAUCGAGCAAAUCCAGUGACAGUCUGUGCAAAAAUGGAGAAAAACAACAACGAGCUGUCCGCCGAGGAUGCGCAAAUCCUGGCCAACGGACACGCCCACCCCAAUGCCAAUGGAGUGGUCCAUCAAAAAACGGAGCCAGUCGCUCCCGCUGCCGAUGGCUGGCGUCAAGUCCUGUGGAAUACCUGGGAUGCCUUUGCGGACGUGGCCUGGUUCAUAAUCUGCUGCAUUGGAUACAUCCUGCAGGAUCUUUACUACAUUGCCUUCGGCUAUCCCGAAAAGGAGCUCAACACAGACAUUGCACUGAUCACAGGUGGUGGCAACGGACUUGGUCGCCUUCUUGCUGAGAGACUGGGAAAAAUGGGAACCAAGGUCGUUAUCUGGGACAUCAACAAGAAGGGCAUUGCGGAAACCGUCCAAAUUGUCGAAGAGGCGGGUGGCUAUUGCAAGGGCUAUGUGGUGGAUAUAUCCAAAAAGGAGGAGGUCUACAAGGCAGCCGAUGUCAUCAGAGACGAAGUUGGUGAUAUCACUCUGUUGAUCAACAAUGCGGGCGUUGUAUCUGGGCUGCACCUUUUGGAUACACCUGACCAUCUGAUCGAGCGGUCGUUCAAUGUGAAUGUCAUGGCACACUUUUGGACGACAAAAGCGUUUCUGCCCAAAAUGAUUGAGAAUGAUCGAGGACAUAUUGCCACGAUCGCCUCGCUGGCUGGCCAUGUGGGCAUUAGCAAAUUGGUCGAUUACUGUGCGAGUAAAUUCGCAGCGGUUGGCUUUGAUGAGGCUUUGAGGCUGGAGCUGGAAGUCCUUGGACAUACGAACAUCCGAACCACCUGCAUCUGCCCCUUCUUCAUCCAGGCCACUGGCAUGUUCGACGACGUGAAUGCCAGAUGGGUACCCACACUGAAUCCCAACGAUGUGGCCGAUCGUGUCAUUGCGGCCAUCAGGAAGAACGAGAAACUGGCCGUCAUUCCCGGUUUCCUGAAGGUCCUCCUCUCCUUCAAGUGGACCUUCCCCUGGGGCUGCGUGGGUGGCUUGUUGAAGCGCCUGGUGCCCGACGCCUCCCCACACGGCCUGCCCAGCUCCAUAGCCGUUCCCACCGUACCGCUGAACUCCAAUUCCAAGUUGACGGCCGCCGAUAUCGCCGCUUUGGAUGCUGAGCUAAGUAGCGUUACUCUGCCGGCGAAGCCACCCUCGAUGCUCAUCCAAAGGACACCGUCGCUGGGGGAGCGAGUCCUUUGAGCGCCCAACACCAAGGGCGCAUCAUCCACUGCUGUUGUUGUAUUUACAUUAUUCUUUUUCCAACGUGGAGGUACGAGCAUGUGUAAUUGAAUUUCGUGUUUUUGGCGUUUUGGCCGCGAGGAACCAAUACUUAGUCUAAGCUACGAAUCUAGUGAUAUUAUAUUUAGUUAAAGUAGAUUGAAGGGGAAAGCGUUUAGCCUUAAUUAAUCGAAUUGUAUUUUUGUAAUGCCUCUUAAGUUAAGGUAAUGUUUUGCAUUUCCGAUUUGCCAGUAGUCAUCUAUACUCCCCAAGCGGAUUAAUGUAAACGAUGUCUUAAGCCAUUAUUUUUGUACUUAUAUGAAUACAAUCGCUGAAAGGAGCUGUCCAAUACGAAAACUGAAAGCUAACUUUGUUAUACGUUUACUCGUUUUUUAGCUGUAAUAAAUUUUAGCUCAUUUAGCGUAGAUAUACACGAGUUUUUGAACUAAUUCAUAUAAUUUCUAUGUAUAAAAAACAAAUUUAUGUUCUAAAUAUAUUAUAUAAAAUUAUUGAUCUU